CCAGGAACUAGCAGUCAGGGAGCUGUGCUGGCAUCCUGAGGAAAUUAGGAGCAAAGUACAAUAAAAAAAGCGUCAUUUGUGUCACCCUGCGUGUCCACGUACAGCAGCCAGGCUUUUCACAAUGCAGAGACACUUCUAGUAAGCGACACACUCUCGAAAAACAAGGACAGUGUUGAGGAAGGGAGCAUGGGGAAGAAGGAUGCCAGUGCGACCAAGUUACCGGUCGAUCAGUACCGAAAACAGAUUGGUAAGCAGGACUACAAAAAGACCAAGUCAGCGCUGAAGGCCACGCGGCUACAGGCUGAGGCGAAGAAGAGCGCCACUGGACUGAAGGACGGCAUCCUGGUCAUUGCAGCGAUCCUGUUCUUCGUGCUCUGCGUCUACGCCUUCUUCUACCUCAAUCUGAGCACUGAGAUUAACUUGGAUGUGGAUAUGGACUAAUAGGUGGACAGCAUGACAACAAAUGACAACAACCGCUGUUAUUCGAAACUCAGUAGAUGAAGAUGAGAGGGGGACGUCGAGCCAUCUGGGAAGUCCCAAAAUACACAGAGGCCUUGUCAAAACCUGGACUUGGUGGAAACCUUUUAUUUAUUUUUUUUCCCAUAAACGGAGUGGUGCACACUCUUGUUGCUGACGCGAUGAUGAUGAUGAGCUGCUUGUCCAGGGGAAUGACGCGAUGCAUCAGUCAACCCAAGUCUUAAGCCAUUUUGAGAUUUAUAUUUUUUGUGUCUGUUGAUUUACUGAACAUCAUCAUUCCUUUCAUUUGUUGAAUAUUAGUCUUAUGGCAGUGUGACAUAAGUGUUAUCAUUAUUAGGUUGAUCUUAUUUAUACUAUGGUUCAGCAUUCAUAAAGAAAUGGCCUUGUUUGUCUGACAAGAGUAAUAAUGUUUUUGUGAGAAUGGAGAUGGAAAUUCUCUUGCUGGAGAAAGUUGAUGGCACCUGGGUAAAACCUGCAACAAAAUGUUACAUUCAGCAAACAGAACUGGCCUCUUUGAAGUCUUCCAAACUCGUCAAGAGAGGGCUCUGAUAAUCAUAUUCUGUGGAGUCACGUCCCACUGUUGUCUUCGCUAAUAGAAAAAUGUAAAUCUCCUGCUGAACCUCUCGGCAGAUCCAGACAAUCACUAGCCCCGCAUUCCCAUGCACAAACCUCUCCUCCCAGAUAUCUGCAGAUCACAAAGUGUGAGAUUAGAAUCCACAAAGCCCUUCGUUCUGAUUGAACAUGUGUGCAGAAUAUAGAACAACAUGUUCCAGCCGUCACACACGCACAACAGAGAUACACAUCUGCAAUUGGUAGGAUUAGCAUUACAAAUGUGAUCUGGCUCUUUCAUUUCAAUGGAAAGCACAAAGAUGUGAUGUGAUGCCUGAAUAGAGGGAAGCCUACAUCUCUCCCAUAAAGAACACCUUGAUGCUUUUUCGUCCUUGUCAACUGAAUGUGCUGUUGUCCCCUUAAGGACUUGAUGUGUCUAUAUAAUGGAACAUGAAGGAUUAUCAAUGCCAUUUUAUCUCGCCGCUUUGCUGUUUGCGCGCUAGGCCAGCAAGGUGCAGCGAAAAGUAAAAGCACGCUGACCUUCCAUGAGCUGUUUGACUCCCGGUGCUUCCACUAUUCCCGAGUUUCUUUGUUAGCAAAGCGGCGCAGUGCCACCGGCUUUUAUAUUAGUCCUUACUCUUUGUUCUCAUUGUGUUUGAAAUUGUAGAUGCUUUUCAGGCAAAUAUAAUGAGACUCUGUUCCAAAUUGACUUUUCACUCUGUUUUGCUCACAGCACACUUAAACGCUAAGCAGCAAGAGCAAUACAACUUCUAUGAAACAUUUAAUACAGUGUUGUGGGUAAAAAAGAUACUUUUUUCUUUUGGGUGUUAGGUCUAUAAGGCCAACUCUGGACCAUUUGUUAAAAUAUCCAUGUGAUUCCUUUUCAUGAUUUAAUCAGUUAACCAGUGGAGUUUGCAUAAGUUAGAAAUCAGACCUUUUAUGUUUACAUAUUUUUGUCUUUUUUUCCCUUCUUUUUUAUUUUUCUUUCUUUCUUUCUUUUUUCGAGAUAAAAAGAUUUAUAUCUGCCUGAUAAUGUUUCAUGAGUGACAUAAGACUCUGGAAAUCUGAGACAGAUUUUGAGCUUAUGGUUUCUGCCUUUUUUUUCCUUCCCUUUUCUCCCAUGACCUCCAGCCCCCUAGGAAAAAAAGAGUACUUGUCAAAGAAGCCAUUAUGAUAAGCAUGCUCCAUACCCUCAGCCAGAGCGUUUUAUCUGGCCACGCUACAUUCAGACCCCUCCUCCACCACUGUGAGUCACUCACAUGUGUAACAAUAGAUAUCCUGGCCUAAUAGACCUUCAUACAUGACACCUGUUAUCUGCAGGGUCACAAUUACAACCAAAAGGGCUCUGACAUCAGCACAAUGGGAAAAUGAACUAGCAGCACAACCUAUUUAUUCAGGGUCAUGUUUAGCGAGACAAGAUGCUAACAGUUUCCUCAGUCAGUGUAAUGACUGGUGCUUUAAUGAAUUGUUUUAAAUGAUAUGUAAUCAUUUUUCUCCACACUUUGUCACACGCUGUUAUGAUUCAGUUACCAGAUACUGUCAUUUUUUAUUGACUGAUUGUUCUGUUUUCUCUCAUUAAAUUGCUUUAAAAAACACAUCUGCAUCUCUUUGCAAUGAAUAUCAGUUAAUUGUUGUUAAAUGUAAAAAUAGAAGAUUCAGAGACACUCAGUUUUCAUGAACUUCGCUUGACAGAACAUCAUUGUGCGAGCUCUCAUUAACUAUGAACUGAAAUAUUGGUUAUUGGUGUCGGCACUGUGAUAAAAUUACAAUGAGCAAUGAAAUGAGCUAUACAUUACUAUUUGUUUCCUUUUUCCCCAAUUAAUACUAUUAAACAAUUUAAUCCCUUUAUAUCCUGAAAUGCCAGUCAUCUUUUGCACAACCA
Molecule: messenger RNA, 2908 nt
Organism: Myripristis murdjan (pinecone soldierfish)
Lineage: Eukaryota; Metazoa; Chordata; Actinopteri; Holocentriformes; Holocentridae
Gene: triqk
Product: triple QxxK/R motif containing
Exons: 4
Coding region: 187-441 (84 amino acids)
Cellular component (GO): endoplasmic reticulum membrane
Source: RefSeq, a predicted model, not a curated record